Molecule: messenger RNA, 671 nt
Organism: Paramecium tetraurelia
Lineage: Eukaryota; Ciliophora; Oligohymenophorea; Peniculida; Parameciidae
Exons: 5
Biological process (GO): thymidine metabolic process
Molecular function (GO): ATP binding; thymidine kinase activity
Source: RefSeq, a predicted model, not a curated record
AUGUACACAGGCACAAUUUCAGUCAUCUAUGGUCCAAUGUUUUCUGGUAAAACAAGCGAGCUCAUGAGAUUGGUCAAGAGAUUUACAAUUUCCGAAAGGAAGUGUGUAGUGUUAAAUUAUGCAAACGAUAACAGAUACUCAGGGGAAUAAUGUAUUUCAAGUCAUGACAAACAAUUUUUGAGAGCAAUAAAAGUAUGCAAAUUGAAUGAAGCUUACGAGAAGUGCAAGGAAAGCGAUGUGGUAGCAAUUGAUGAGGGUUAAUUCUUCUAAGAUAUUGUGGAAUUUAGUGAGAAGAUGGCAAAUUUAGGGAAGAUUGUAAUUGUGGCUGCUUUGGAUGGAACCUUUGACAGGAAGCCUUUUCAUAACAUCUUAAACCUAAUUCCUUUGGCUGAGCGCAUAACCAAACUCACAGCAGUCUGUUGGUUUUGCAAGAGAGAAAAUGCAUCAUUUACUAAAAGAAUAGUAUAAUCUAAAGAGAUUGAAUUGAUUGGCGGUGAGGAUUGCUACAAACCAGCUUGUAGGCUAUGUUUCCAUCUGGCAGAGAGUCAAUUGAAAGGUCAACCCAUAGCAUAGACUUAAUUCGUUAAUUAAGAGAAUCAUUACGACCAAAAUAACUUGAUUUGCUGAACAAACACUAUAAUUAAUUUAUAUUUUUUAUUAUUAAACCAUCA